Molecule: messenger RNA, 5553 nt
Organism: Cydia strobilella
Lineage: Eukaryota; Metazoa; Arthropoda; Insecta; Lepidoptera; Tortricidae
Gene: wus
Product: dnaJ homolog subfamily C member 22
Exons: 7
Coding region: 240-1328 (362 amino acids)
Cellular component (GO): membrane
Source: RefSeq, a predicted model, not a curated record
AACACUCAACUUUUGUAAUGUCACCAAUGUCACACGUCAUGUCGUCAAAUUAUAUCGCGUCAAACUUUUGAAACUGCUUAAAAUUGAAUUCAAAGAAUAAAAUCAUUCAGAACACGUAAAAAUUCCGUAUGACUAGUACUAUUGUUACAAUUUUAACACAAUAUAAAAAAAAAUUGCUGAUCUUCCACGGUUCACUACCCCAAGUGUAAUUGAUACUGCUCGACACAGUUUUCGCAAAAAUGGCUGUAAAAGGGGAUAGUAUUCCUAGUAAAAAGAGUGUACUCGUGGCAUACGUGCUCUGGCUGUUUGGUGGUAUAUUCGGGGUGCACCAUUUCUACCUACGACGGGACCGACAUGCGUUCGUGUGGUGGUCUACUCUCGGAGGGUUCGGAGUGGGUUGGCUGGGCGAGAUCUUCAGGAUCCCUCGCUAUGUGCGAGACGCAAACGAAGACCCGAAGUACAUGGAAGAGCUGGUCGGCAGAAUGGUCAGGAACAAGAAGCCACCAUUCUCCAUGAAUCGCUUCACGGGAAUGCUGAUGGUGGGCUACUCCUGGGGUCAGAUCAUGAUGCAUGCCGUGCCACCCGAUGAGUUCUAUGGCAUCAACCUCAGAUACCUCAAUAUUCUCAUUCCUCUGGCAGCUAGUAUAGGUGUGUGGACGGUGGGUAACAUCGGUCGCGAACGUGGCACGCUCAAGUGGCCCCUGCUGGCUGCGUACGCGGCUUAUCCGCUGCGUUACUACGUGUACGAUGAGACGGUGUGGUUCACGCUCGUGGUGCUCGCUGCGUGUCUCGCGUUCGACUCCUUCUCGAAGGAGUGGCGCAGGACGCCGGUUAGGAGGCACUGGGUGAAACGAAUCGCAACCUUGGGCCUGUGCGCGACCCUGUUCCUGUCCCUGUGGGCCAGCUACCUGUACUUCCACGGCACGAUAACGGACAGCGAGGGCGAUGAGGUGCCCAUAUACGAGGCGAUACACCACUUCUUCACUAGCCCUUGGUGGCUGGACGUGAAGCAGUGCCUCUACGAGACGUAUCAGUACGCACAGCACCACGGCUGGUACGAGGUCUGGAAGCAGAUCAUCGACUUGUCCGACCCACAUGGCGAACAAAACGCCUACAAGGUCCUUGGGCUGGGACCGGAUGCGAGCCAGCAGGAAAUCACGACGACGUGGAGACGCCUGUCCCGCGAGCAUCAUCCUGACAAAGUGAAGGAACAGGCGCUGAGGCGGGCCGCACAGGAACGCUUCAUGGAGAUUCAGCAAGCAUACGAGAUCUUGUCCAACAGCAAGCACCGGCGCCACAGGAAGAACAAGAAGGACAACUCCGAGUAAGGAGGUAGCUAGUUCGUUUUAACCCUUUCAACGCCAUACGUACACUGUAAUCACACUGAUACGAAGCAGUCGCUCCGUUGUAUGAGCGUGGCAGCGAUGUCCAGAUCGCACGCAGAAGCGACGCGCGCAUUCGGAUCCAAUGUGAAGACCGCCAUACUAAAAUCAUACGCCAAGAUCAUGGAUAGUUUCGACUUAAUAUAAAAACCGGCCAAGUACCAGUCGGACUCGCGCACGAAGGCUUCCGUACUAGGAGGAUAUAACCAAACGGAGUAACCAUUAACAGGCGUUCCCCUCUGUCGAAAAUAGUCGGCCAAUGGUCAUACACAAUGUAUAGACUGACGUUUAUCUGACAUGGCUAUUUUGACGUCACAUAUACAUUUGACGCUCCCCUCCCCCGCAAAAAUUGGCAGAUUUAUUUGUACAGCGAAUUACAGACGUGGCGGCUCCAUUUGGUUAUAUUCUCCUAGGUUCCGUUACAUUACGCAAAAAACGGCAAACAAAAUCACAUUUGUUGUAUGAGAGCCCCACUUAAAUAUUUAGUUUAUUCCGUUUUUAGUAUUUGUAACUUGUAACAGAAAUAACAUAAUCUAUGAAAAUUUCAACUAUCUAGCUAUCACGGUUCGUGACGGACGGACGGACAGCGGAGUCUUAGUAAUAGGGUCCCGUUUUUACCCUUUGGGUACGGAACCCUAAAAAGCGAACAGACAUACGAAUGUAUGCGUGCUUGGAGUCUGAGGGGUUAAAAGAUCGAUCGUAUCAGAGUUUAAAUUGCAAUGAAGUGGACUUUACUAAUCAAUAUGUAUAUAUUCAUAUAUAUAUCAAUUAUGAUCCCAAAAUAUGACGUAUAAGUGUAUGGGUAAGUUGUAGUCAAAACGAAAAAUUCGUCAUUUUUAGGGUUCCGAGUACCCGACACUAUUGCCUUGUUCAUCUGACAUUGUGGUUGUGGUUGAUUCUAUGGACAUGUUUCCGACUUGAAGGUCUGGUUUCUAUUUCACAAACGUGGUAAGUUGGCAAAACAAUUUGGUAAGCAGGUGCUCCCUAUGACGCUUGGUGAUAAUUUUAACCAUAAAGGUGAAUAAAUAAAAGACUGAUGAUUAAUCAUCAGUUACUUUUUUGGCCUUUUUUGAGAAAUUAUUAAUUUGACAGGUUUAAAGUAUAUUUGAAAGACAAAUUGCCGCUCUUAACGGCUAUGAAUUUAGCAAACAUUUUGUAGUAGAUAUGAUAAUAAUAAUAAAGCGGUACGUAGGAACCUAUGAUAUUUAUAAAAUCGAUAAAUUCUAGCGCUUCCAAAUGUUUUAAACUUUUUCGAAAAUUUUGCUCAAUGAUUUUUCGAAUAGCACGAAUCUUUACGGUUAGUGAUUUUAUUGCAUUUUGUUACUUAAUCUAAAUAAUCUUUAUAAUUAUAUAAAUGUAAAUCAUUACUAAGCAAUAUUAAAAAGUAUUUUAUUAUUUUGUAAGUAUUUCUAUAGAUCUGGUUGUCUAAUCACUAAUUGUUGUAUAAUGAUAUUUAGUAAUAAACUGUCAGUUUUAUGGAAUCUAUUUAUUUAAGAUUUUUAAUGUAAUUUAUGCCAUAAGUAUAAAUAUAAUUUAAUGUACCUUAAACUCGGGUUAUUUUAGGCUACUCACGGUCCUACCUACUGUCUGCGCGCGAAUUCCGUGCACGGCUGAGGAAUGUUAGGAAUGUUGGGCGUCAUGACAGAGUGAUUAUGACUGGUGUCAUUUUGUACGUACGAGCGCCCCCCCCUCCCCCCCCUUCCUCGACCUCCGGGUUGUUUAGCUCCGUUCAAUUUUCACACCAUACAAAAUCUCUACAAAAUACUCUGUUUCUUACAAACUGUUACAUUCAAAUGUCACUGACAAAUUUCGUUUUUUUUUUCCUUGUAUAAAUUAGCACUAAUAAAUUAGACCAGCUUCCUUAUCUCUCUAUGGUCCAGUCGAAAAAACCCUUUGAAAAAAAGUAUGUUAUAGUUACAUCAUGUUGUUUUCAAAAACUAAUGUAUUGUUGGCAAUUAUACCCUCUUACAGUAAUCUGGAACUACGGUGAUAAAAUAACGUAAUUGUAGUUAAAAAUUGUUGCUUAAAAAGUAUUGUAAAAUUUAAAAUUAGUCGAUUCUGAUUAGUUUUGUAUCGCGAAUAACUAGAGAAAUCAAAUCCAUCCAACAUUUCUUCGGUUUCAAUGACGGUGCAGCCCUACCCAACCCGUCUACCUCUAACCUGUACUAGCGUCGUUUUCUUGUCGUUGCUCAUUUCUGUUUUUAUUUAUAAUUUUACAUUUUUGAUCAAUAAAUGUUUUGUGUUGUGAAAAUAACUAGAGAAAUAGAGUUAGACCAAGAAAAGUCUGCAGUGAUUUUGACAGCACACGCAGUGCCAGUGUUAUUUAUACGUCAUAAUUUCAUAGAAGUUUGACGUUUAAAAUAACACCUGCACUGCGUGUGGUGUCAAAAUCUCUGCAGACUUUUCUUGGUUUGACUAACUAAUUUAUACUAAUUUAUAAUAUUUAUAAAAUGGCAACUGACGCACAAUAGGGUAUUAGACAAUUUUUUAUGAAUGGUAUCAGUCGAUCGGGUUUGUUUUGAGGAUCAAAUGUCUGUAUGGGACCCAUUGUCUUAAAGCAAUACAAAAGUCACAAAUGUUGGUCAAAGUCUGGCACCCGCUUUACUGACAAAACGCUUCUAACAAAAUGGCAAUACACCGUGACGUCACCAUCAAACGUCGCUAUUGCUUAGAAGCUGUUUCGAUGUAUGGAAAACAAGGAAAUUGCGAUUUUGUCAGUGAAAUAUUGCGUUCAUGUAUAUUGUUGCUGUACAAUAUUUUUUGAAAUAAAAUGUAAGGAAUCGAAUGGUACCAAAAAAAAAAUUUUAACAGGUAUUUUUUUAUUAUUCCCAUAUAUUUUUUUAAGUAUCAAUUUAUUGUGAUAAAUUGCUCAUUUUCUAUCUAUUUAGCUACUUAGUUAUAAAAUUUAACAUGUGUCAACAACCCUAUUGUCGUUAUUAGUAAUAUUUUAGCUCACACUUGAUCAAAGAUUUAACGCAUAAGUAGCAAAAAUACUUAAUGAGAGAACCCGUAUUCUUUUUAAUAUUUGUAAAACAGAUGACGCCCUUUCCCAUCAGAUUCCUUUUGUAUACCAAUAAUGUAACUUUAUAUACUAAAAUUUGAACUGAUUUUAGUUUACUUUACAGUACCUAUAUACAUAUGUAGUUUGUAUUUUGUACGGAUAAUGUAAGAUACAAUAUGUAGGCAAUUUUCUAAUAUGCUUUUAAAACCCGUGGCAUUAAAAAAAAUCUUUAGAGUAUUUUUUUUUUUUCGAUUUGAUCGAGAAUUAUCAGUAUCAUGAAAGCAUUAAUUCCUUGACAAUGAACGUGUUAAGAAAUUGUAUUGUAUAGUAGCAUUGUAUAUUAAAAUAUACUAUAUCCACUCACAUGAAUAUUACGUAAAGAUUAAGUCUGUCAACUCGAAUAUUGCAUUUACGAUGCCAAAUUUACAUUAUUUAGAUAGUAAUUAAAAUAACGAUAAAGCUCCUAUUAAAAGGCACUUAUUGGUUUAAGCUUAAUUAAAAAAUACUGAGAAAAUAGUAUAUUUUUAUAUCUUCUUCGAGAUCUUUGUCUCCUCUUCCUAUUUCUAAUAUGUUUCCAAUCUCUCUUAUUCUGUUUUUGUGUCUUUUCUUUUUUCUAUUUAGAGUUUAUUAAUGUUUUUGAAUUAUGAUGUAUUUAAUAUUUACCGUGUAGGUAGGUAUAGAUUAAUUAAGUCGGUACGUACUUACCAUAGGUGCUGAAUGUGUCCAUGAAGACGAUAAUCUUUUGUGCCAAUUUCAUCGUUCUACUCCAUACAUUAAUACUAAAAAAAUUCUGCUAGUCGGGUCCUUUUUUAAAGGAAUUUAGAAGCUGAAUACUAAAUUUUUGAACUCUUUUAUAAAGGAGUUAAAAAAAUUAUGCCGAGGUUCUAAAUUUAAGUAGAGGAGCGCAAACGCGUUUCCGCAGUCAGAGGGUUAACUUGUAAACGAAAUACAUCAUCAUCAUCCUCGCGUUGUCCCGGCAUUUUGCCACGGCUCAUGGGAGCAAGGGGUCCGCUUGGCAACUAAUCCCAAGAAUUGGCGUAGGCACUAGUUUUUACGAAAGCGACUGCCAUCUGACCUUUCAACCCAGAGGGUAAACUAGGCCUUAUUGGGAUUAGUCCGGUUUCCUCACGAUAUUUUCCUUCACCGAAAAGCGACUGGUAAAUAUCAAAU